GAUGUGUGUCAUUGCUUGAUCGAGCAAGUUCCUGAAGUGAGAGCUCUGACCUAAACAAAAACACCUUGCUCAGUGGCUCUUGUUCGAGCCAGCUUCCUGAAAUCUGUUCUGUUGUCUCACCAUGGUACUGAAAUCAUGCUGUAUUUACGCCAUCGGAGUCUUUUCUAUCCUGCUGCUUCUUUUGGGCAUUUCUUUAGUUUUGUCUGACGUGUUUCCAAAUGUUUUGAAGAAGACGGUUAAAAAGGAAGUAGUUUUGAGAAAUGGGACGGAGGCUUUUGAAGCUUGGGAGGAUCCUCCUGCACCCAUCUACAUGCAGUUUUACUUCUUUAAUGUGACAAACCCAGAAGAGGUGCUGGAUGGGGAAAGGCCAGCUGUGGUGGAAAUUGGACCGUACACAUAUCGAGAGUACCGGCCCAUGGAGAAUGUGGUCUUCAAGGAAAAUGGAACCAGAGUGUCAGCAGUCAAUCCUAAAACCUACAUCUUUCAGCUCAACAUGUCCCGAGGUCCAGAAAGUGACCUCAUACGGACGAUUAACAUCCCCGCUGUAACGGUGAUGGAGAAAGUCAAGAACAUACCUGUAGUUCCCCGUCUGAUUUAUGACUACAUGAGGUCCCGAGGUAUCGGCCUGUUCACCACCCGCUCUGUGGGAGAGCUGCUAUGGGGAUACGAGGAUCCUUUGCUCAAAAUGGCCAAAGUAUUUGUCCCUUCCCUGGAUGAUGUUUUUGGACUUUUCUAUAAGACCAACGGCUCAAGUGAUGGAGAAUACGUCUUGUUCACUGGCCAGCAGAACUACAAGGACUUUGGUAGAGUAGACACAUGGAACAGUCAAAGGUCUUUGGACUGGUGGACAACUGAUGAGUGUAACAUGAUUAAUGGAACCAAUGGAGCUUUUUUCCAUCCUAUCAUCAGCAAGGAGGAGAUCCUCUACAUGUUCUCCUCUGACAUUUGCAGGUCUGUGUAUGCUCUGUAUACAAAGGACGUGAAAGUAAAAGGGAUCCCUGGGUAUCGCUUCGUCCCCCCCGAUGAGGUGUUUGCCAAUCUGACCGUGAACCCAGCCAACACGGGCUUCUGCGUUCCCGCUGGCAACUGCCUUGGCUCUGGCCUGCUCAACGUCAGUGUGUGUAAACAAGGUGCCCCCAUCAUUAUGUCCUCGCCCCACUUUUACCAGGCAGAUGAAAAAUGUAUACGAGAUGUUUUUGGGAUGAGGCCCAAUAAGGAGCAACACCAGACUACCAUCGAUAUCCAUCCGCUCACAGGAAUUGUCCUGCAAGCAGCCAAACGUCUCCAGAUUAACGUCUAUAUAGAGAAAAUGUCCUCCUUCAGUCAAACGAGAAACGUGAGGACCGUGAUCUUCCCUGUGGUUUAUCUCAAUGAGAGUGUUGUUAUUGAUGACACGUCAGCCCAGAAGCUGCAGAUGGUUGUUGUGAAGAAGAACGUUGUGGAGAACAUCCCGUUCAUGCUGAUCGGUCUCGGCAUCAUCCUGGGAGGAAUGUUCGUGAUCCUGAUGUGUAGAAAGAAAGCCCCAGAGAGCUCUGCUGCAGAACGUCAACCUCUGCUCUCAUCAUAGCACUAAGCACCCUGACAUAGUCGCGUUUGUACCACAAAUCCAACAUUUCUGCCAUCGGUCUCUAAGCAACAACUAAUACUUAGAAUAUGUUCUAAACCUGUUUUUAACCUCGCGGGUUCAGGCAAAUAUAUGUUCCUGAAUUUACUGUUUUUAAUGCAAACUGUACUGUUACUGAAAUUCAUCAUUUUAACUAAACACACUAUUAUAAUCAUUUCAUUUUUACCAUAAUAAGCAGAACAGAAUUAUCUACAUUUUUUAGGUUCGAUAAAGAGAUGUUACUGUUGCCAUACGUGUGUGUGUGUGUGUGUGUGUGUGUGUGUGUGUGUGUGUGUGUGUGUGUGUGUGUGUGUGUGUGUGUGUGUGUGUGUGUGUGUGUGUGUGUGUGUGUGUGUGUGUGUGUGUGUGUGUGUGUUAGCUGAAGAAUUUUUGAGUUUGCCUACGUUUUGUUUCUGAAGUCAACCGUUAUUUGAUACUGUUAGUUUGAAUCUGUACAACUGUUGCACGCAAAGUUAAGAAGAUGUUCUUAUAGUCUAGUAAAAGUUUUGUUCUGCUUUAGCAAACCCUGUUCUAAUAGGACGAGAACAAGAUGAGCAGAAUUGAUUUAGGAGGAUAAAGGGAGUUUUUUUACGUGUCUUGGGGGUGGGAAGGGCACGGACACAUUUUCUUGCACUUGAGUUUAAAUAUCUAGGGACCACCUUUGAGCUCCCCCUUGAAAUUCGCUUCCCACACUGAGGACAUCCUCAGAAAGUGCCAGCAACGACUACCUCCUGAGGAAGUUGAAUUCAUUUGGAGUCAGGAAGGACAUUUUACUGACUUUCGAUUAUUCUUUUAUAGAGAGUAUUAUCACAUUUUCCAUCCCCUGUUGGUUUUAUUCUGUCAGCCUCCAGUAUAGAAACCGUCUACAAAGCACCGUCAAGGUGUGCUCUCGGAUCAUUGGACUACCACUGCGAAACUUUACUUCUCAGUGACCAGCAUACAGGAAGUUUAGCACAGAAAAUCAUUAAAGACCCAUCACACCCUCUUCAUACUGUUUUCGAGUGGCUGCCCUCCAAACGCCGACUUCGAUGCCCAUGCUGUAAAACACAGAGGAGGAGAAGUUCCUUUGUUCCCAGAGCUGUGCUUCUUCUUAAUUCUCAGUGCAGAUAGGGGGAGUGUGCAUUACUUGUAUGUGUGUGUAUGUGUGUGUGAGCCAAAGGUUUAUUCAUUGUUGGUCAUUCACAUGUGAGGUUAUGACAUGAAUGCACACAUAGGUUUUAUGGGUUUUACAAAUGUGUAAAUUGGUUGUGUUUUUAGAAUUUAGAGAUUUUUGUGCCGGCUGCUUCACAAUGCUGUCUCGAAUUGCCCCUCGGGGACUAAUAAAGUUGUCUUGAGUCUUGAGAUGAAAAACUCCAUCUUGAAUUUGGAACUUUGAUUUUCAAAAGCUGUUCUAAAACCAGUCUCAUAAGUAAUGUUUUAUUUUGCUCCUCUAAUUAAUUGUUUCAGCGUUAAGCUUUUCCUCCUAUUUGAAGGAAAGGUUUUUAUCUUUUGCUGCUCUGUGAUUGUUUAAAAAAUACAAAGUCUAACUGUUCUAAAGGAUUUUGUAUUUUUGUUUAAAGAUAUGUAUUACAGGUAUCUGCGGGUCCUUAAAACGUCUUAAAUUAGCUUUUCCAAAUUUAAGGCCUUCAAAAUCCUUAAAAAUGACAAAUAAUCCUUAAAUACAGUUUCUAAAGGUCUUAAAUGUCCAAAGACCCAAAGAACAAGAUUCUUUUAUUUCUAUAAAACUUUCAUAAAUUUCUAAUUGGUGUUCAGCAUUUUUUGUGUAUGAUAUUGGCAUAAGCGGAACCGUACACAUUCAGCUGGUUGUUAAAGGGGGAUAUUUUCAGAUGAGCACAUUAGCUGGUUAAGCUAGUGGGAGCUUGCGCCAUGGGGAAGUGCAAGUUUAAUGGUAACUGGAUGGCUAAUGCCAUGUUCGCGACGUGGUUGGCACCGGUUCCAGGCAAUAGCUGGAAAUCAUAGCUUAAAUUUAAUUUUAAAAAAUUGCUUAAAUUUGGUCAAAGUGGCCUUAAAAAGGGUCUUAAAAAGUCAUAAAUUUGGCUCCCUUAAACCUGCAGAUACCCUGGUUUUAGGAUCUAUUAACUGACAAAUAUCUUGUUUUUUUUUCUUGUGCACUUCAACACCAAUGCUUCAUGUAAAAAUCUGUAUUUACAUGAUAUAAAAUCACUGUUCAUAUACUAAAAACACCAUCAAAUAAACAGGUGACCACUUA
Nothobranchius furzeri (turquoise killifish) is the source of this 3812-nucleotide messenger RNA. RefSeq names its product scavenger receptor class B, member 2c (gene scarb2c). Gene Ontology annotation, molecular function: scavenger receptor activity. Gene Ontology annotation, biological process: receptor-mediated endocytosis; protein targeting to lysosome. Lineage: Eukaryota; Metazoa; Chordata; Actinopteri; Cyprinodontiformes; Nothobranchiidae. The record is from RefSeq and is a predicted model, not a curated record. Gene Ontology annotation, cellular component: cytoplasm; plasma membrane; lysosome.